This is a messenger RNA of Seriola aureovittata, 3353 nucleotides long. RefSeq names its product death domain containing 1 (gene dthd1). Bases 89 to 2896 code for a protein of 935 amino acids. NCBI's taxonomy places the organism in Eukaryota, Metazoa, Chordata, Actinopteri, Carangiformes, Carangidae. The transcript has 11 exons. The record is from RefSeq and is a predicted model, not a curated record.
AAACUGGGAUAGCUGUGCACAGGAACACUCAAUGCCAAGGACACAGCGAACAAGGAGGAUUCGGCUUCAAAUCUAAAAGGAGCUCAGCAUGGAUGACGAUCUGCUGGCGAAUAAACAGACAGAUGAAGCUGAGUCUCUCCAUGGCGGGAGCGAGGAGGAGAGUCUCCUCAACAUGUUGACUGAAACUAUUCAGGGGGUUGAAGCUGACAGACAAUCCACAGAUCAUUACAAGCAAACAGUGGGUGGGAGGAGGUGCACAGGAAAAGAACCAGGUAGAGGAGAGGAAAUACAGAGAGGGAGUGAAGAAAGGAUGCUCAGUCCAGCAGAGGAUGAGGAGGAGGAUGAAGAGGAAGGAGAGGGGAGAGGAAGGAAUACUAAUGAAGAGCAGUUGGAGAAAGAAUGCAAACAAAAAGUUCUGCGAGUGCUGAAGGAGCUGAGUGUUUUUCAUUCAGAGCGAGUGGCAGCCUGGAAAGAAGCCCUCAGAGAAUGUGCCUCCAUGCUCAACAAGUGUCCACCAGGGGGCGGUGAUCAGCAGUGUACGUCUACAUUGGAGCCAGACUGUAAAGCCAUAUCUUGUUCAGACUCCCUCAGUGAUACUUUUCAGAGUAUAGUGGAGGACACAGAGAAAAUUAUGCAAAAACUGAGCACAAUCAUAACCAAACUGGAUGCAGAAAUUGUCCAAUUAUCUGCAAAAGAAGCACCAAGUGUGGAUGCAGCACUUCAGGACACCAGAGACUCAGAAACUUCAGCGGAACCUGAAGAUUGCAACAAUCACCUGAGCUCCGGUGAUCCAUGUGAAUCCGACUCUGGGCGUAAACAGAAGGAUGAGGAUGAAGGUGAUCAAAGCUACACAAGGCCGUCAACAGACACUGAGCAAACAUCAGACUGCAAUGAUGUGAAAGACACAGGGAAAGAAUUGGAGGUCAAAGGUCAAGUGAGUGAUAAUGAGGUCUGUGUUUAUCCAGUGAGUCAGACUGAGUUACUGAAGGAGACAGAAAAGAAUGCAGAGAAAAUCAAUGUCAAGGGCAAAGAACAGACAAAGAGUGAAUGGAUCACACUGGGGCUCACUGGUAAAAUGGAGGACAGCCAAUCAAACAUACCAGAUGCAUGCUUUAUUAGAGCACCUAUGGGUGUGGCUGAAGUCCUGAUGUGUGAAGUGGCAGACGCCUUCAGCUGCCUAAUGGUGACCGGCACUGAGGAGCUGGUGAGCAGGGUGAUCAGGGUCAAAGUUCAAGACAGAGCCAACUUCCACUUCCCUGUGACCGUGGUUGUGCCUUUCUGCGCGCGCUACCGUGGCAGCUACAGGGAUGUCACUGUCAAGAUAAUGGAUGGGAAGAGGAGGGUGAGCUACGUCACUCCUGUAACAACAGAGGGCACGUAUGGAGGACAGAGGGGCUCAUUUGCAGAAGUGAAGGUGUACUCCCUGGGUUUCUUUGCAGUUGUUUCCUGUCUAAAAAGAGAAAAUUACACCGUUCCCAGUAGGGGUUUGUCACUCAAGCUCCCCAUGGACCAGCGCAUUUGUCUCAACUACCUCCCAGGAGCCUUCACUGCUCCAGUAAUGGCACAGGUCAUGAUCCAGCCGUUAGACGCCGUCCUCCUGGCUGCUGUCAAAUCCAGAAGUGAUGUCUAUUAUUCAGUGGUGUCUACGAGCCCACUACUCUACCUCACCCACCCGACCUCACAGCCCCUGAGACGACCCCUCACUGUCACCCUGCCCUGUCCCCCGAACCCUGAAAGAAAGAGGAAGAUAAGGGGACAAGGUGAAGAGACAAAACAUCACCACACCCACUCUGUUUAUCCAGCAUGGGAUCAACCUGCUGGCCACAGAGUGAGAAUACUGGGUGCCUUGAAGUCCUCAAAGGAAACGUCCAAUGAGCAACUGAUUGUUCUGGGCUCAAAGGAUAAACAGUGGACCGUCCUGGAGAAAGUCAUGGUCAGAAACCAGCAGGACGGACUGGCAUCCUUUGAGCUGACAGAGAACUUUGACAGACUGCUGCUGGUUCGUCUCCUCUCCCCACUGCAGCCUUGUCAUCUCACCUCCCUGGCAGAGGAGCUGGAGGAGUCGGUCGGCUGCCACGCAGUCACUGUCGUCCUCCAGCACCGGCAGGACAAGCCUCACACUGUCCUGUUAGCUGCCCUGCCCAGCCGGGACCUCAGCUGGGAACUGAACAAACUGCGAGCUCAGGGCUACAGCGGCCUCCUGGAGACCUCAUCAGACAUCUCCAUGUGUGAAGGAGACCAGCUUCUGCUACGUUUCAGUGGCAACAUCACCUCCACAGGAACUCAAAACAACCAAAAUGACGUCCCACAGGAGGGAAUCGCCUUUCACAGUCAGCGCAUCAAUCACCUCUUAGUGCAUCUAACUGAAGUGGAUCCAUUUGGGAACCACAGCUCCCCCCACUACAAGGGGACGGCUGUGUUUUACAAGGUGACCAGAGGUGAGCUGGAGUGGCGAGGGGACAAAGCCGCCCCGAAGGACGGAAAGCUCCUGGGAGAUCCUGUGUGUAAGCUGUCUCUGACUUUACCCAAGAAGGUGAGAAGCAUUAAUCGGCCCAUCACAGCCAGAGUGAAGAUAUGUGAGGAAACAGACUCCCUGCCAGACUCUCUUCUUCUCUGGCUGGCUGGGGAACUUUCAGAGGAAGAAAUAGCCCUGUUGGCGCUCUCCCUGCGUCUCCGUCGUAGCGCUGCACAACUGGUGAAGCUCCGGGCCGGGGACAGCCUGUCCACGCAGGCCUUCCACGUCCUGGCCAUGUGGAGGAGGGCGCUACCCGCUGCUCCACACCAACCCAAGGCCUCUCAGCUGGCUCACUGCUUGGCCAAGAGCGGCAGGCCAGAUCUGGCCAGAGAGCUGCUUCUGCGACAGGCUGCUGCCACCAGACACGGCUCACUGAAAUAAAGAGACUUAAAAAGCAAAGAUCACACAGAUCUUUUACUGCUGCUCAUGAACAUGGGUGUCAAAUGAGGUGCUCGCAGUGCUUUGUUUGAUCCACAAGGGGUCAGCAUUGCCCUGUGAGAGUCUGUGCUGUCUUCAGACAUGAGUUAAAUUUUUAAGUUACUGGUUGUAACCCCUUUUGGCGAGUGACCCUUAAAAAAUGAAGCUAUCUACUUGUGACUCUACUUGUCAUCAGUGAUUGAUUAUGUGUAUGAGUUAUUGCUAAGUCAACCACAAAGCUUUUAUCUGAGUAGUUUUAGAAAUCUAAGAACAAAACAUUAUUCAUUUAAUCAAGAAAAAAGCAAACAUUAGAGGGAAUAGGUUAUCAGAAACAAAUUAAUUUGUCUAUUUUAUUAGCCAUUUGUAAUUGACACCUUGCCUCAAACUAUGUGUUGUAAUGCAAUAAAUCUAAUCAAUCUGA